AUGCCUCCUCGAAUCUCCCCUUUCAGCACGCCGCUGUGCUGCAGAACGACCGGCAACGCUCCCGUCUCGUCGCUGACUGCGUACCUCUCCGGCCUCUCCCUCCAGACCCGCAAUGCGUCUAUCCUCACCAGUCUCGCCAACACCCCCGGUGCUAUUCACGUGAAGAAACGAGUUGGUCGUGGUCCCUCUUCCGGACACGGAAAGACAUCUGGUCGUGGUCAUAAGGGUCAGAAGCAGCAUGGAAAGGUCAAGCCGUGGUUCCAGGGUGGUCAGACACCUUUGAUCGUCAAGCAUGGCCGAAAGGGUUUUAGCAACUUCCGAGCCCCUCAGAUGUCAGAGGUCAACCUCGACCAGAUCCAGGCCUGGAUCGAUCAAGGACGAAUCGACCCCACGAAACAGAUUACUCCAAAGGAAUUGAUCGAGAGCGGCAUCCUCGGCACCAUAAAAGACGGUGUUAAGGUCUUGUCCCGAGGCGCAGAGGCUCUUAAGCAGCCCAUUGACGUGAUGGUCUCCCGUGUUUCUUCCGGAGCCAUUGCUGCUAUUGAAGGCGCCGGCGGCAAGGUCAUGACCCGAUACUACACCAAGUUGGCCAUAAAACGACUCUUGACUGGCGAAUCUGUCAACACGGAUCAGCCCCUGCCUCAAGGAAAGGAGCAUGUCGAGACUGUGCUGGCCGCAGCCCGCGAAUCCCCCUUCCGAUACCGGCUACCCGACCCUACCAGCCGUGAGGAUAUCGAGUACUAUCGUGACCCCGCGCACCGAGGAUACCUGAGCCAUAAGCUUGCGCCAGGCGAGUCGCCCAGUUUGUACUUCAGAGUGCCUGGUGUGCAGAAGAUUAAGAGCGAGGUCAAGAAGGAGAAGGCGGCCACUGAGGAGACUCUUUUCUAG
Messenger RNA from Fusarium sp. VM40, 888 nucleotides. The record is from the annotation of a GenBank genome assembly. NCBI's taxonomy places the organism in Eukaryota, Fungi, Ascomycota, Sordariomycetes, Hypocreales, Nectriaceae.